This is a messenger RNA of Helianthus annuus (common sunflower), 438 nucleotides long. RefSeq lists its product as uncharacterized. The record is from RefSeq and is a predicted model, not a curated record. The transcript has a single exon. Lineage: Eukaryota; Viridiplantae; Streptophyta; Magnoliopsida; Asterales; Asteraceae. Bases 1 to 438 code for a protein of 145 amino acids.
AUGGCCGAUAACAAGCUUCAUCCAGCCGUCAUCAUCUCCAACAUAAAAACCUUCAUCCCGGUAACCCUCGAUCACGAGACCGCCGAUUAUAACACCUGGUCGGAACUUUUUCGCCUCCACUGUACGGCGUAUCUAGUCUCCGACCACCUCGCCCCUCGCCCACCACCCGCUGCUCCCUCCUCCUCAUCCGACAAGGACAAACAACCAGAAACCACCCCUUCUCCUGCCGACUCGUGGGAAUGCCUCGAUGCCAUAGUCCUUCAAUGGAUAUAUGGCACCAUCUCCACGAGCCUACUCAAAACGGUCAUCAAAACCAAAACCACCGCCUAUGACGCCUGGAAAGCCAUCGAAUCCCUUUUCCAAGACAACAAGGCUACUCAUGCCUUCUACCUCAAACAGAAAUUCGCCACCGUCCGUCUAGAGAAUUUUCUAACAUGA